Messenger RNA from Impatiens glandulifera, 1123 nucleotides. Its product is annotated as AT-hook motif nuclear-localized protein 28-like. Gene Ontology annotation, molecular function: DNA-binding transcription factor activity; minor groove of adenine-thymine-rich DNA binding. The record is from RefSeq and is a predicted model, not a curated record. The transcript has a single exon. Gene Ontology annotation, cellular component: nucleus. NCBI's taxonomy places the organism in Eukaryota, Viridiplantae, Streptophyta, Magnoliopsida, Ericales, Balsaminaceae. The coding region runs from base 130 to 984 and encodes 284 amino acids.
UCUCUUUCUCUCUCAAGGUUCAUAUUUCCCAAAUCGAAACCAAACCAAAUCAACCACCACCAAUCAAAUAUUAUAUAUAUAAUAAACAUUCUACCUAUUUAUCACAAAAUUAUUCAUUCAUUUCUAGUUAUGAAGGGAGAAUAUUUACAAGACAAAGAUCAUCAGCAUCAUCAACAUCCAAACAGCAUCAUGUUCUCCAAGCUUCAUCAAACACACAAAUUUCAUCCAAACCCGAACCCAAAUCCAAAUCCAAACCCAUACCAGGCUUCUGAAGAACAGGACAGUCGCCGUAGUCCUGUUACAGCCUUACUAGGCGACGGCGCCACCAUAGAAGUCGUCCGACGUCCACGUGGCCGACCACCAGGAUCAAAGAACAGACAAAAACCACCCGUUAUUAUAACCCGGGAACCCGAACCGUCUAUGAGUCCAUACAUCCUCGAGCUAUCAGGAGGAAACGACAUAGUCGAAUCAGUAACCCGGUUCUGUCGGAAAAGGAAUACUGGUCUAUGUAUCUUUUCCGGUUCAGGGGCAGUUAUCAAUGUUACUCUCCGGCAACCUUCUACUACUCCCGGCGCCACCGUGACUUUCCACGGCCGAUUCGACAUACUUUCUCUUUCGUCCACGAUUUUGCCGGUGACGGCAGGUUCGAUGGUCCCUCCGACGUCGACGGCUAAUGGAUGUUUCACGAUCUCUUUGGGUGGUCCACAGGGGCAGAUUGUAGGGGGGAUAGUUGUAGGCCCACUUUUAGCUGCGGGGACGGUUUACCUAAUUGCUGCUUCGUUUAAUAAUCCGGUUUUUCAGAGGUUGCCGAUGGAUCAAGAUGUUAGAGAUUCUGGAGGAUCUGGAAAUGAUGGGCAGUCGCAGUCGGCGGUUUCUGGUGGUGGAGAAGAUGGGUUGUCUGUUUAUGGAUCGCAUAUGGGUUCGGAUGUGAUUUGGGGAACCGCCGCCGCCAGACAGCCUCCUCCUCCUCCGCCCCAUUACUGAUAAAUUUCAAAUCUUUUUUCUUUCUUUUAUCUCUAUAUAAAUGUUGUUUCAGUUUAGUUGUUUUCGGAACAGAGCACUAUGGCUUAAAUUUGACAUCUUUUUGAGUUUUAUUAACAUAAAAAUGGUUCUUGGGUCAUCA